UGGUCACGUAUUCAUAGUGAAUAGAGUACAUUCAUCAUUUUCGUAAUUCUUAUUCUUAAUCGUAUUUAUUGUGCUUUCGAGGACUGCGUUGUGACUUGUGGGUGCUAAAAUCUUAACUAAAAUUGAAUUAUAUCGCCCCUGAAGUAACCAGUGAUUAAGUCAUUUUACAGGAAUAAUGACGGACCCAAACCCCCAAGGCGGUGACACAGGCCCACCAAAGGGAAUACCUGCGUUGAAAGCUCAUGUUAUAGAAAAUAAAAUAUAUGUGGCAUUAUGGGGAACUCGUAUUUUGACCAUAUUGUUCACAUUUGGAUAUGUCAUUCCUAUAUUUACAAAUUCAACAUCAGCUUUCUACAAGGCGUUAUUAGCGAAUGCAGCGACGUCAGCGUUGAGACUGCACCAACGGAUCCCACCUUCGGAGAUAAGGUUAUCGCAGGAGUUCCUCAACCGGUUCUUCUUGGAAGACAGCGCUCACUAUCUCUUCUAUUCGCUGAUAUUCAUGAACGUUGCGCCGAACUUGUUAAUUUUGACGCCGAUUUUCUUGUUCGCGAUGCUGCACGCCGCUUCCUAUUCACUCACAAUAUUGGAUACUUUGGGCCAAAACUCCAUGUGGGUGGCUCGCCUGCUCAUUUCUUUAGUGGAAUUACAAUCGCGGAAUAUUUUACGCGCGGCUGCAUUGGCUGAAAUCUCUCUAUUCCCAUUGGUUGCCAUCAUGGCACUAUUCGGCUACAGCGGUCUGCUAACACCCUUCAUGUACUAUUACUUCGUGUUGUGGCGGUAUGCCUCUCGUCGUAAUCCAUACACCCGUAACACAUUCAGAGAGUUGCGUUCAGUGGCCGAGAGGGUAGCCAACAAAGAAAGUCUACCCUCACCAUUGAAGUCUGGAUUGCACUCCGCUAUCAGAGUUGUGUGUAUGAUGGCACCAAGGCUUGAAGCUCAGGAGUAAGGUAUAAGAAGACUACAUCAUUCAAUAGUAUAUUUAUUUUUGUUUAACAAUAGUAAUCUGUGCUUGAGUCUGCUAUUAUUGUCGCUUUCGAAACGUCAUUUUGACGUUAUUAAAUUGUCAUGUGUCCUAAUCAAUAAUACGUCACAAUUACUAGAAAAUACAUGGUGCAUUUUUAAUUAUUUUCUUAAGACUGCGACAAAUUAUAAAUAUGUAGUUAUAGUUAUCAAAAGGCUCCUUCCAUAAUAAUUGUUUUAUAAAUUAAGACUUUUAUUUACGUUUCUGACAAGUCAUAUUUGGCUUUUUGACUCAUCGAAUACACAAUACACACAUUUUUAUAUCACUACACAAUAAUUACAGAUUUAUAAAUUUUAGCAGUCUCUUUAGUAUCCACUAAGCACACAUAAGAGAAUCUAACACUAAUACGGGUUUAUAGGUUCUGUUUCUUUAUGCGUUGAACUUGUGUGCUAAAAUGCCUUAUCAAUUUCAAUCAACUAUUUUCCGCCAAAAUAUUUCUUAAUGUGGGUAGUUUAAGGGUUUAUGUUGUAUUCAAGUACAUAAGACAUGUAUGUUUGUAUGUUUAUACGGUUUUGAAUGUAUCGUGUGGGCCGAUACGGUUGAUUGGUGUUAUACACGUCAGACCUGUCAACGUCAUUCCUGUAAGAUUGACAUCUUUAUGACAGUGCAAAGUCAAUUUAAACUGAUAUUUUUUUAUUAUGUUUAUGAAUGCGUAUUUAGUUGAUUUCUACUAUUUUAAAUGAUAUCACAACUAUUUGUGAUGAGUCCAUGGUCCAGGAUAAUUUUGAAAUGGUUAUCUGAUAGAUGUGAUGUCAUUGAAUAACAGUUGAAGUAUUGAAGUUAUCAAAUGUCACUGUUUGACGGAUGACACCUGACAGCUGACAGCUGAUAGCUAUUACCUUUAUACCAAUCACGUAUCUAGCCUAGAACGAUUUAAUGUAAGAUUAAAUAUUUUUUUAAGGAUUAAUAUACGAACAAAUUUGGUCCAAUAUAAUUCAAAUUAGAAAAUUGUAGGAUAAUUAAGUUCACUUUAAAUGUUUUUCUAAAUGUAUGUGUCAAACAAAUAAAUAUAUAAAAACCACUUAUCGGUGUCACAAUUAUCGAUUCCCUUGGCAUUUAUGUACUUUCAAUGUAUUUUUGUGAAUAAAGUUUCACAUUUGUAUUAAUAUUUGCACUUGGUUAUGGGAUGAAUGUAGUAUGGAUUUUUAAAUAAAUGUUUAAGAAAUA
Molecule: messenger RNA, 2188 nt
Organism: Pieris rapae (cabbage white)
Lineage: Eukaryota; Metazoa; Arthropoda; Insecta; Lepidoptera; Pieridae
Gene: Kr-h2
Product: Krueppel homolog 2
Exons: 7
Coding region: 176-946 (256 amino acids)
Biological process (GO): membrane organization; endoplasmic reticulum tubular network organization
Cellular component (GO): membrane; endoplasmic reticulum
Source: RefSeq, a predicted model, not a curated record